GCAGUUCCGUGAAAAGCGGUAUCUCGGGAGCGAUACCUGGAUUCCCGGAUUCCGGAAGCUGGUGUCACGGAAGCUGAUGUCACGGAGUCAGUUACAAAAUUCAAAUCUGCUAUAUGGUCACGCGUGAUAGGUGGGUACAGGAAAGGCGGGGAUACGUCAGUUCCCAUCUUCCCUUGGGGCUGUGCCCGUGCCAACGUCCAUUUUGUACGCUCGGGAGCGGAGGAGCCCACGUCCAUUUUGUACGCUCGGGAGCAGAGGAGCGGGUGGUGGCUGUGACCUGUGCCAGACACCGCAAGAGCAGUGAUAUUCUUAACAUGGAUACAAGCAGCAGUGAGGACUGUGAGGCCUAUGUGCCUGAAUUGCCAGAGAAAAGGUCCAGCCUUGUGGUGAUUAACUCUGAUUCUGACUCUGCCCGUGAGGAAAAGAGAGCUAAGAUCUGUGAAAUAAGCAGUGAAGAUGAGUCUUCUGAUGAGUCGUCUUCUGAUGAGUCUUCCGACAUUGGGGACAACGGCGCUCAGGACUCUUCAGUAAUUGUUAUCGAUGAUGAAGAAGAUGGCAAUCCCCAUUUGAGGGAUUCUGAGAAGAUAAGAAUUGAUUCUAGUGAUGAGUGCCAACCGCCUGUGCUCCAAAAAGAGGUGGUUGAAUGUAUUGAUUCUGAGCCCAUUUUACUUGAUGAUGAUUCUGAAAUAGGGGAUCUUGGUGAAAGUUCCAACAAACCACCACCAGAGCCAGAGCCCCAGCCCCAGCCCCAGCCCCAGCCCCAGCCCGAGCCUGAGCAGGAGCCUGAGUGGGAACCCGAGCCCGAGCGGGAGCCCGAGCCCGAGCGGGAGCCCGAGCCCGAGCCCGAGCAGGAGCCCGAGCGGGAACCCGAACCCGAACCCGAACCUGAGCCUGAGCGGGAAACCGAAACCGAACCUGAGCCUGAGCGGGAGCCCGAGUGGGGACCCGAGCGGGAACCCGAGCUUGAGCGGGAACCUGAGCCCCAGCAGGAGCCCGAGCCCCAGCGGGAACCUGAGCCCCAGCAGGAGCCCCAGCAGGAGCCCGAGCCCCAGCAGGAGCCCCAGCAGGAGCCCCAGCGGGAACCUGAGCCCCAGCACGAGCCCCAGGGGGAGCCCGAGCCCCAGUGGGAACCUGAGUCCCAGCGGGAACCUGAGCCCCAGCAGGAGCCUGAACCCCAGCGGGAACCUGAGCCCCAGCAGGAGCCUGAACCCCAGUGGGAACCUGAGCCCCAGCAGGAGCCCGAGCCCCAGUGGGAACCUGAGCCCCAGCAGGAGCCCGAGCCCCAGCGGGAACCUGAGCCCCAGCAGGAGCCCGAGCCCCAGCGGGAACCUGAGUCCCAGCAGGAGCCCCAGCAGGAGCCCGAGCCCCAGUGGGAACCUGAGUCCCAGCGGGAACCUGAGCCCCAGCAGGAGCCCGAGCCUGAACCCCAGUGGGAGCCUCAGCCCGAGCGGGAACCCCAGCCCCAGCCGGAGCCUGAGCAGGAGCCAGAGCCUGUCCCUGAGCCCGAGCAGGAGCCCCAACCCGCGCAGGAGCUGCAGCCGGAGCCAGAGCCAGAGCUGGAGCCAGAGCUCGAGCAAAAGGUUACAGCCGAAGAGGCUAAGGAGAGAAAGGCUGCAGCUCUGCUGGCCCAACAAAGAAAGAAGAGAAAAAAUAGGUUUAUAUGUAUGGCACCUCCUAAGUCACGUAGGAAACGUCGUAGGGUUGUCUCACAGGAUUUGCCCAGCCUGCCAAGUGCCUCUCCAGAGCCUAGUCCUCCUGAUGAGCCCACAUCAUCAGAGCAACCUGUUCCUCCUGCCGAAUGCAUGCCAUUAGAGAAACCCAAAGGCAAAAGGGGACGCCCUCGAAAUCUGUGCAAAAUACUUAGAUGUUCCUUGAAAAAUAUUGAAAAAUUAAAACAGUAUUCUGGAAGGAAUUUCAAACACAAUAAGGAAGAGCUGGCUCAGAAAAUCUACAGGCUACUUAACCACACUGUCUUUGAUGGAAAGUUUCAGCCAGAGAAAAUAGCAAUCACUUGGAAUAAAAAGCUGUUGCGGACUGCUGGUUUAUGCACUACCAAUGAGAUACAAGAACCCAAGGAGCGCUAUGCUAAGAUUGCGAUUUCUCUGAAAGUCUGCAACUCGGCAGAUCGAAUCCAGGACACCUUGAUCCAUGAACUAUGCCAUGCAGUCUCCUGGCUGCUUGAUGGCAAGGAUUCACAUGGUAAUUCAUGGCAAUAUUAUGCUCAAAAAUGCAAUUCAGUACACCCAGAGCUGCCUAAGGUCACCUGUUGCCAUAACUAUACAGUUAGCUACAAGAUCUAUUACGAGUGUAUUCUGUGCAAAUGCAGGAUUGGCCGCUAUACCAGAUCCUUGAACACUAAUGCUUGCUUCAUCUGUGCCGGACACAAAGGGCCUCUGGUCUUGCUGCUAUUAUUUUGGAAGGAUGGAACCCCCAUUGUGCCCCAUGUGAGACCAUUUGCCAACUAUAUGCAGGAGCAUUAUAGAGCAGUGUUUAAUGGGACAGCAGGAAUCAGCCAAGGGGCUGUGAUGAAGAUUCAGCAAGGAUUAUUUGCCAGUAAACAAAAGGAAAACCCUUAA
This is a messenger RNA of Peromyscus eremicus (cactus mouse), 2576 nucleotides long. It is a transcript of the gene Gcna, whose product is annotated as germ cell nuclear acidic peptidase. Gene Ontology annotation, cellular component: nucleus. NCBI's taxonomy places the organism in Eukaryota, Metazoa, Chordata, Mammalia, Rodentia, Cricetidae. The record is from RefSeq and is a predicted model, not a curated record.